This is a messenger RNA of Cydia splendana, 2237 nucleotides long. RefSeq names its product serine/threonine-protein phosphatase 2A regulatory subunit B'' subunit gamma-like. Gene Ontology annotation, biological process: microtubule cytoskeleton organization; positive regulation of B cell differentiation; cortical cytoskeleton organization. The transcript has 8 exons. The coding region runs from base 80 to 1510 and encodes 476 amino acids. NCBI's taxonomy places the organism in Eukaryota, Metazoa, Arthropoda, Insecta, Lepidoptera, Tortricidae. Gene Ontology annotation, cellular component: spindle; centrosome. The record is from RefSeq and is a predicted model, not a curated record.
UGGUUUGCAGCUGUCUGUGCAUUUAUUUAUUUACUUCUGAAUUAGUUCUGCAACGACACAAGAAUAAAUUGAAUGCAAUAUGUCCGAAAAAGACAGUAAAAGUGAAAAUGAUGACUCCAAAAACACACAGACGGUCGAGAAACCUUUGGACGAAGCACAAAUCAAAGUUAACAACAUGCUAAAAGAUCGCUUACGGAAGUACAUCAAAAAGUUGGACGACACAAACACUAGCAUCACUAAGGAGGAAAGUAGGAAAAUAGAAAUAGAAACUUUCAAACAGCUAUACAAGCCGAAAAUAGAAGGAGACGAAGAGUCUUACAAGAAAAUACCUAAGUUUUACUACAAACUUCCUCGUCCCGACGAGGUGUUGGCUCAAAAGCUGAGAGAGGAGACUCGGGCGCAGUUCCUGCAGAAGAAAAGUAAGGAGUUGUUGGACAACAGUGAGCUGAAGCACCUCUGGAGUCUGCUGGAGAAGUCUAAUGGUAGCUACAGCACGUCUAACAAUGAUGAGCUGAUGAUAGACUACUUCCAGUUUAAAAAGAUCAGGGAUGAGGCUGGGCCCAAGUACAGGCCAUACUUCACAGCGGAAGUGUUCGGCCGGCUGCAGGCGGCGGAGGGCGGCGCGGGGCGCGUGCGGGGCGUGUCGCUCUUCAACUACGUCAUGCGACGCGUGUGGCUGCAACAGACGCGUAUCGGCCUCUCGCUCUACGACGUCACCGGGCAGGGCUACCUCACCGAACAUGACCUGGAGAGCUACAUCGCCGAGCUAGUCCCAUCUCUAGCAGCACUAGACGGUCUAGACUCCUCGUUCAGCUCGUUCUACGUGUGCACGGCGGCGCGCAAGUUCCUGUUCUUCCUGGACCCGCUGCGCGUGGGCCGCGUUAGGAUACGGGACGUGCUGUCCUGCUCAUUCCUGGACGAUUUGCUUGAAUUGCGCGAGGAAGACCUGCCGAUGGAGCUGCAGGAGCAGAACUGGUUCAGCGCGGCCUCCGCCCUGCGCGUGUACGGGCAGUACCUCAACCUGGACCGCGACCACAACGGCAUGCUGUCCAUCUCGGAGCUGGCUGGCUAUGGCUCCGGCACCCUAACCCGCGCGUUCCUCCAACGCGUGUUCCAACAGUGCCUAACCUACGACGGCGAGAUGGACUACAAGACCUACCUGGAACUAGUGCUGGCCCUGGAGAACAGGAGGCAGCCCGCCGCGCUCGCCUACCUGUUCCGCCUGCUCGACAUCAACUCGCAGGGCUACCUGGACAAGUUCACGCUCAACUACUUCUUCAAGGCCAUCCAGGAGCAGAUGGUGGCGCACGGCGCGGAGCCGGUCAACUUCGAGGACGUGAAGGACGAGAUCUUCGACAUGAUCCGCCCGGAGCACCCCUCGCGCAUCACCCUGCAGGACCUCAUACGCAGCGGUCACGGGCACACGGCGGUGUCUAUCCUGCUGGAGCUGCACGGGUUCUGGGCGUACGAGAACCGCGAGGCGCUGGCCGCCGCGCCCGACCACUCCUGACAGGGCGCCGCGCACCCCGUCGUCGACGAGAAGAGGUUCUACGUCAUCUAGAGAGGUUCUACGUCAUCUAGAGAGGUUCUACGUCAUCUAGAGAGGUUCUACGUCAUCUAGAGAGGUUCUACGUCAUCUAGAGAGGUUCUACGUCAUCUAGAGAGGUUCUACGUCAUCUAGACAAGUUGUACCUCUUGUCAAGACGAGCUACUUACAGUAUUAGAUCUAAAAAGAUUCUACAUCAUGUAAGGAGGUUCAACGUACUCUAAAUUAUAAAUUGCCGUCCCCGACCACUCCUGACAGGGCGCCGUCUGCCCCGUGGUUGAUGAGAAGUUCUACGUCAUCUAGAGAGGUUCUACUCGUACACACUCGUGAGAGGUUCUACCUCUUGUAGAGAGGUUCUACCUCUUGUACAGAGGUUAUACUUCAUCAAAAGGUGUCAUGUUGGGAAUGAAGAGAUUUUACAUCGUCUAAACUUCUAAAGGAUCAUUUUAGUUUCUGCUGAAGUAUCUCACAAAAGACAAUUUUAGGUUUAGGAGUUUCUUUUUCUAUGAUAAAAGGACUCAAAAAACUUUGUAAAAUGCAGCAAGAUUAAUGAUGUAGAAAGAACAUUCAUAGGCGAAAUAGGUUAUAUGUAAUGUAAGGUACUAUGUAAUCAAAAUUAUGAAGUUUUAGACUGUAGAAAUCUUCAUGCUAUACAUGUUGCAAGACCCCGAACCACUGGUCGAAAAAAGAG